AUGUGCGUUGGAGUCUUGGGAAACCACGCGACUGUACGGGGAAAGCAGUCGUUGGUCAUAGUGACAGUCCAAUUGAGUCUGGACUUUGAAUACCGGCUGCGGUCCCAGCUGGGCGAUCAGAGACGAUCGCGGCUUCAAAAAGCCUUCCAUGAUUCAAGUUGUGGACAGAUGGGGUGUAGUAUCGUGGGCACCUCUUGGACCCAUGCAAGGCCUUUGACCUGUCAGUUCGGUGUGAGAACAACGAACUUGAACGGCGGGAUCUUUUGCCUUGGGGAACAUGAUUCGUGGGAGCACUGUGACAAAGUGGAAACGACGCCUGCCCUGUGCGCCGGUUACACCCACUGCGUGCUGCGUGCUGCGCACUGCACCGAGUCGCCGUAG
Neurospora tetrasperma FGSC 2508 is the source of this 381-nucleotide messenger RNA. RefSeq lists its product as uncharacterized. The coding region runs from base 1 to 381 and encodes 126 amino acids. The record is from RefSeq and is a predicted model, not a curated record. NCBI's taxonomy places the organism in Eukaryota, Fungi, Ascomycota, Sordariomycetes, Sordariales, Sordariaceae. The transcript has 3 exons.